Molecule: messenger RNA, 5783 nt
Organism: Rattus norvegicus (Norway rat)
Lineage: Eukaryota; Metazoa; Chordata; Mammalia; Rodentia; Muridae
Product: E3 ubiquitin-protein ligase RNF168-like
Cellular component (GO): nucleus
Molecular function (GO): ubiquitin protein ligase activity
Source: RefSeq, a predicted model, not a curated record
UGAAAAUUGUGCCACAUUUUGGUAACAUACAAGUUACUGUGAGGGUCUGUAAACCAAAUGUUAAGUUUUCAAUUCCUUACAAACAUUUUCAUGCUAAAGUAGAAAGCAUCAUUAAAUUUUAGCCCAUUGUUAAAGGUACUUGCUGCCUGAAGAUGCGAUCUGGACAAACUUAGUUAAGUCCUUGGAACCCACAUAAAGGUGGAAGGAGAACUAACUUGAUCCACAAAGCCCUCUGCCCUUCAUCCACAUGCCAUGAUACAUUCACAGAUACAAUGGUAUUAAGAUUUUAAUAAAAAACAAAAAGCUUAAUUUUUAAUUUAAAUUAGCUUUUAAUUUUAAUGUGUGGUCUUGCACAACUUUAAUUUCAGUACUUGUGGAGGAGACACAGGUCAAUCUCUGUGAGUUCAAGACCAUCCUGGUCUACACAGUGAGUACCAAGAUAGCCAGAACUACAAAAUGAGGCCCUGUUUCAAAAAAGUAGAUUUAAUCUAUUGGCCUGAAACAAAAAUAGUAACAAACUUAAAUUAUCAAAAGAGAAAAAUGGGCCAGCAAGAUGGCUCAUUAGGUAAAGGUACUACCUAUCAAGCCUGAUGAUCUGAGUUUAAUCCCAAGAUUCAUGAUUCAUAUGGUGCAAAGUAAGAGCUUUCUUACUUUUCCACAAUUGUCUGUCCUCUCCAUAUGCAGACUGUGGUACAGACAGACAGACAGACAGACACACACACACACACACACAUAAAACAAAAAUUUUAAAUGUGAUAAAUACAUUUUAAAUAUGAAAGAAAAUUAAUUAUAAACUAACCAUUAUUGAACGCUAGAUAUAUUUAUUUGUACCUUUCUCUUUUUAUAUACAAGAUGAGCGAAUGACUGAAUUAAAGUGCUAAAAGAUUAUUAUUCAGAUUUUCUGUAAAGUAAUUCCAUGUUAAUGUUUUAUAAAAUAACAGCAUUAACAGCAAGCAAUUGUACUCUCCUUUUUAUACGUCCUUAAAAGAUGGGAAGGUCAGGAAACUGGCAUUCUAAAUUUGGGUUAAUAGUUAAAAUAGAAAGUACUAAAGCCUUUAUAGAAAUAUUGAAGUUCCUCAAAACCAAAGAAAUAAAUCUGUCAUAUAAUCAAGCAACCCCACCACUAGGUAUAUACCCAAAGGAAAUGAAAGCAGAAACUGAAAGACAUAUGCUUAUAAAUAUUUUUUACAGAAUUAUUCACAACAGCCAAAUAAAUGGAUGAGGAAAAUAUGAUGUAUACUGGAAUAUUAUCUGGUCAUAAAAAGAACAAAAUUAUAUUAUUUGCACAUGGAUACAACCAGGGGACAUUAUGUUAAGAAAAAUCAAUCAGGGGCAUGGCAAAAACUAUUGUGUAUUUUCAUUUAUUCGUGGAAGCUUUAAUGUUGAUCUCAUUCAGGUAAUGUGUAGUGGUUUGUAGAGCUUUAGAAAAGGAGAUGGCAGGAAGGAUGGUCAGUGGGAUAGGAAGAAUAACUGUCAUGUCCCUUAGCUGUUAAGGACACAUACAUUUUAAAAUAACUACAAAAGUAGAAUUUAGAAUGUUCCAACACAGAGAGAAUAACUUUUUGAGGAGGUUGAUAUGUCAAUUGUCCACUGCACACUGUAUGUAUGUAUGUAUGUAUGUAUGUAUGUAUGUAUGUAUGUAUGUAUGUAUAUGUGUAUAUACAUAUAUAGAGAGAAAUAUUAAUUUUUACCUACAGUUAUGUACAUAGUGUGUCAACUAAAAGAGAAUAUAAAAUAGUAAUAGUAAAAGAAGAUACCAACUUCUUUCUUGACUGGAUUUCUUGCAACAAAACAGAAUAUGGUCUCAAGCUUCCUAAAAAUUACAGAAAUUUCUAGUUUGCUUAAUGUGCUUACAAGUAAAAAUUUAAAUUUAAGAUUUAAAAUAAGAUUUUAAAAAUGUGUUUGUGAUAAAAUAGGUUUCAAACGAGCUAUUAGAAAGUGAAAGAGGGUUUUUAAAAAAUUAUUAUUUUACAUGAAUGUUUUGCAUAAAUAUCUAUGCAACAUGAACAUAGAGUGCCCGUGGAGACCAGAAGGGGGCACUGAAUCUCCUGGAACUGGAAUUAUAACAGCCACAUGGGUGCUGGAGAUCAAACCCUAGUCCUCUGAAAAGGUAGCCAGCGCUCUUUUUUUUUUUUUUUUUAAUUUUUUUUUCCGGUCCCCAGCCCCAGGGGACCAAACCCAGGACCUUGCGCUUCCUAGGUAAGCGCUCUACCACUGAGCCAAAUCCCCAACCCCGGUAGCCAGCGCUCUUAAACCCUCAGCUAUAGCUCAAAAGCAGUGAAGCAGGGUUUUAUAGACACCACUUUCAAUAUUUUGUAAGCUAAUAUGCAAUGUAAUAUGCUCAGGGAGGGCGCUAUUAUGUCGGGGUCAGGCAGUGUUUCUCAAUGUGACUUGUGAAUAAAGUUCAGCUAGUUGGAAUUAACUUAGGAAAACGACAGAUUUUUAAAAUGAACACAAUCCCUUGCCAUCUAGCUCCAGAUAUCAGAACUUUUGAAAAAAAACAAUAAUGCACCAUCCUCAGAGAGUGCAUACUAAAGAAAGACCUAAACAAACUAAGAAUUUAGUGCCUUGGUGUGGUGGCAGCAUGUCUAUUAUCCCAGCAGUUGAGAGGUUGAAAUAUGAAAAUCACAAGCUCAAGCCUGGUCUGGACUACAGAGUCAGAUUCUGACUCAUUCAAUACAAAACAAUUUUCAAGUCUCCCCAAAAGGGUCCAUCCUUAAGUAGUAGGAAGACUGGUCACAAGUUUUCAUGGCUGAAAGAAGCGAAGAGAGUUCUAGAAUGUUCUCAGGAAGCAGGAGCAGUCCCUCGGCUACCGUAACCGGAUAUCAAUAUCACAGAACGGAAGUAUCAAACUCUCUGCGACCGUUAUUUUUGCCUCCAUUACCGUUGCCGCUAACAAAGGAGAGUCUUGUCUCCAGCGUCACGCCAUGGUACUGGUGUUUCUUGGACCUUCUUAAUAAGGUACUGGUGUUAUUUGAACCUUGUAAAUUUGUUAAAAUGGCCUUAUCGAAAGCAAAGCCCUUGUCUUUAGAAGACUGCCAGUGUCUCCUUUGUAUGGAAUUCCUCAUUGAGCCCAUAACUAUGCCUUGCAACCAUACAAUGUGCAAAUCAUGCUUUAAAGCGCUUCUCCGAAAAACAAAUUUAUUCUGCCCCUUCUGCCGCUCCUGGAUCUCUUCAUGGGCUCGGUACCAUACUCAUGUGAACAGUCUUAUCAAUAAGGAACUGUGGGAGAGAAUUCAAACUCAGUACCCAGAGGAAUGCAGACGUAGGACCCCUGGGGAAGAACGGUCUUCACUGGUCUUCAGUGAUCAUUCACCAAUUCGAGUGCUAAGUAAUCCUGGAGAACUGAGGAAAGAAUAUGAAGAGCAGCUGAUUAAGAUGGAGGCCGAGCGCCAGGCCACAAAGGAAAGACAAAACAGAGCCACUGAGGAAUACAUAAAGCAAUUACUGGCAAAGGAAUUGGAGGAGGAAAAAAUGUGGGCAGAAAAGCGCAGACUGGAAGAACGGGAGCAAAGAGAGGAGGAAGAGGCUAAAAAGAGCAGCACGAGUGAUCCAGUCACAUCGCCAAGAAAAAAAAAGAGCAAACGAAAACACUGUGACGAUGUUCCGAAGUUUUCCCCUCAUCAGCCUCAGCUUGAGUCAGCAUUGCUGUAUGAAACUGUGCAGGACAGCAAGAAAACGUCUGGCAGGAAACAAGAAGCGAAAACUGAAGAAAAUAUGUCAGCAGCUACUUUGUCAACAGGUCCGGAGAAUCCUCAACAAGGUACUUCAAAUUCACGUUAUGAGGUUUUUUCUAACUAUGAUGCAAAAGUGGGCAGUUCAGAAGAUGAGGCACCAAAAGCAAGCUGCUCCAAUAUCGACUGUUAUGUCCCAUCUAAGAACAUUAAACCUGAAGCUAACAUUCAUACUUCUGCCCAGAGAGAGACUAUGAGCAAAACAGAGGAAACUGGAAACAGCACAAUUGAGGCAAAAGAAAAAAUGUCCCAUCCUUCGAGUGGUAAACAUACUUCUAAAAGAAAGCAUCAGGAAUAUCCAUCUGAAGCUGCCGGUGAGCCUGGCAUUUCUGAUGAAGUAUCUCCUAAAUCUUCCUCGGACAAGGAAUCACAAGACCUCAUUACCAAAAAGCUGAUAGAUUUGGAGAAACUGUAUUAUGAGAAGCAUCUACAAGAAGAACAAGAUAGAUUAUUUGCAUUGGAGCUUCAAAGAGCACUGGAUGAAGAGGAAAUGAGGGAAUCGUGGAGUAAGAAGUCCCCACGGAUCUAUCCAUUCCGUUAUGAUACCUUCAAUCCAGACACCUCAGCAAAAGAGGAUUCCAAAGAUAAGAACAUCUGAAAGGGUCUUUUUAGAGCCUCCUGACAGCCGUCUGAGCACUGUAUUUACAGGUGUACAUCCCUAAGUCGGGCUUCAUUUAUCAUUAAUUUUUUUUUCUUUUUUUCUUUUUUUUUCGGAGCUGGGGACCAAACCCAGGGCCUUGCGCUUGCUAGGCAAACGCUCUACCACUGAGCUAAAUCCCCAACCCCAUCAUUAAUGUUCUUUAUGACAACAGAGAAUAGGAAUGUGGUUCUGUAAAACUUAAAUGAUAAACAAGGGUGCCUAGCCUUCAUGCUAUCAAUAGCUGUUCUGAUAGUUCUUGUAUACCCAACCAAUGAAUUACUUGCUAGACAAACAAGCCUGUUAAAAGGUUUCUUGUUUGCUUUGUUUUGAAUGGAAUAAAGAGCCAGAUAGAUCUCUGUUGAGUUGGAGGGCAGUCUGGUCUAGAAUAGUAAGUUUCAGAGGGCUAUAUAAUGAGAUCCUGUCUCAGUCAAAGCAGACAAAAUAAUACAACAAACUUAAAAUGGAAUAAAGGGCUAGAGGUAUAACUUAGUAGUAAAGUGCCCUUAGUACCAAUUUCCUGGUCUGGAAAACAAAACAAAGAAACAAACAAAAAAAAGCAAGAAAAAAAUAGAAUAGGAAGAUAGGAAUUUAAUCCAAGAGAGUAACAGCAAAAUAUUUUAUGGUAAGGAACCUGAAAUAAUUAUAUUAUUUCCACAUAGUAUUCCUUAUGUAGAUACUAACUUUAUAUGUACUGAGACAAAUAGUAAAAUAUUUAGGGGCUGUGUUUAGAGGCACAUGCCUGGUAAUCCCAGCACUUUGGCAAUUGAGACAACAGAAUCACAAGUUCAAGGCCAACCUGGGAUCCAUGGCAAGACCGUGUCUCAAAAAGAUUUUUAAAAAGGAGUUGGGGAUUUAGUUUAGAAGUAGCAUACUUGACUGGGAAGCAUAAGACCCUGGGGUUGGUUCCCAGUGCCAAAACAUAGAAUAAAAUAUAAUGAUAAAAUAUAUAUGAUAAUCUUGAGCUGGUGAAGUACACCUCUCAGUGUUGCCAGAGCGGGUUGCUAUGUGGGACAGAGACUGAAGGAAAUGGAAUCCCAGAUGAAAGAAAGCUGAAGAAGCCAGCAGACAUUAGAUUCCAGCAUCCGCCUGUCAACAUGAACCUGAUGGCAGCAACUCUCCAGAGAACAUCUAGAUCUUCAGCACCUGAUAGGGACUACCAGAAGCUUCCAGAAGACAUCUGUCUAUUGGUUUGAUUUAAUUAAUAUGAACUUUUAGCAGAUAGUUCUAACAUUUCUAAGAGUCAGUUAUCCUUUUUGCCUUUCAUCUAACAUUUUAAUAGAUUUUAAUUAGCUUAUAACAUUGUAGGUUUCCCUAUGAUAUUUACAUACAUAGUUUUGGCUAACUGCACUCCUACCCUCUCUUCUCCCAUCUCCUCAACCCCUACUCCAUCCCCUCCUUUCUCCCAUCUC